Sciurus carolinensis (gray squirrel) is the source of this 3871-nucleotide messenger RNA. It is a transcript of the gene Bcar3, whose product is annotated as BCAR3 adaptor protein, NSP family member. Gene Ontology annotation, biological process: small GTPase-mediated signal transduction; positive regulation of peptidyl-serine phosphorylation. Bases 175 to 2649 code for a protein of 824 amino acids. The transcript is spliced from 12 exons. NCBI's taxonomy places the organism in Eukaryota, Metazoa, Chordata, Mammalia, Rodentia, Sciuridae. Gene Ontology annotation, molecular function: phosphotyrosine residue binding; guanyl-nucleotide exchange factor activity. The record is from RefSeq and is a predicted model, not a curated record.
UGCUGUUGCCGCGGCCGGAGCUACAGCCGAGCGCACCCGCGAGCCGCGCAAGGGCUACUCGGCCGCCGCGCGGCGCAGACCAUGAGCCACCCCUGCUCCGGGAGUAGCCGCGGUGCGGAGUCGGCUGCGCGGCACCUCUGAGCCCUGGCGGGUGAGCUGCGAGUGUUGAGAAUCAUGGCUGCGGGAAAAUUUGCAAGCCUUCCCAGAAACAUGCCCGUGAAUCACCAGUUCCCCCUGGCCUCCUCCAUGGACCUCCUGAGCAGCAAGUCCCCUCUCGCUGAGCAUCGCACCGAUGCCUAUCAAGACGUGUCUAUACACGGCACCCUUCCACGGAAGAAAAAGGGGCCUCCUCCCUUCAGGUCCUGUGAUAGCGUCAGUCUCAUGGGCACCCUUCCGCACUCCAAAUCUCCACGGCAGAGCUCUCCCCUGAUCCAGGAUGCCAUCCAGGAAAACCCACUGCACGACUGGAAAAGCGAAACCUUCACCUUCAGGGAUCCGCAUCUUCUGGACCCAACUCUGGAAUAUGUGAAGUUCUCCAAGGAGAGGCACAUCAUGGACAAGACCCCCGAGCGGCUGAAGAAGGAACUGGAGGAGGAGCUGCUGCUGAGCAGUGAGGACCUGCGCAGCCAUGCCUGGUACCACGGCCGCAUCCCCCGACAGGUGUCUGAAAACCUUGUGCAGCGAGAUGGUGACUUUCUGGUUCGAGACUCUCUGUCCAGCCCCGGAAACUUUGUCCUGACCUGUCAGUGGAAGAACCUUGCUCAGCACUUCAAGAUCCACCGGACGGUCCUGCGGCUCAGCGAGGCCUACAGCCGCGUGCAGUACCAGUUUGAGAUGGAGAGCUUCGACUCCAUCCCUGGCCUGGUGCGCUGCUAUGUAGGCAACCGCCGGCCUGUCUCCCAGCAGAGUGGCGCCAUCAUCUUCCAGCCUGUCAACAGGACGGUGCCCCUUCGGUGUCUGGAGGAGCGCUAUGGCACCUCCCCAGGAUGGGCCCGGGAAGGCAGCCUCUCUGAGGGAAGGCCGGAUGUGGCCAAGAGACUGAGCCUCACCGUGGGUGGCGUCCAGGCCCGGGAGCAGAGCUUGCCCAGGGGAAACCUCCUCAGGAAUAAAGAGAAGAGCGGCAGCCAGCCAGCCUGCUUGGAUGACAUGCAGGACAGGAGGGCCUUAGCCCUUAAAGCCCACCAGUCGGAAAGUCACCUGCCUAUUGGCUGUAAGCUGCCUCCUCAGUCCCCGGGCAUGGAAACAAGCCCCUGCCCGAACUCGCCCGUAUUCAGGACAGGCAGCGAGCCCACCCUGAGCCCAGCGGUGGUUCGGAGGGUCUCCUCAGAUGCUAGAGCAGGGGAGGCACUGCGGGGAUCCGACAGCCAGCUGUGUCCCAAGCCACCCCCCAAGCCCUGCAAGGUGCCUUUCCUCAGGGCUCCCCCAUCCCCAGCUGCCUGGUUCAACUCCGAGGCCAACUACUGUGAACUGAACCCAGCCUCCGCUGCAGGCUGUGACACGGGAGCAAAGCUGCCCUCACGUGCCCACAGCAGCCACCAUGCAGAACUGCUGACAGCCAAGCAGAAUGGGGUGCCUGGUCCCCGGAACUCUGGCAUCAACUACUUGAUCCUUGAUGGGGAUGAUGGGGCCAGACCUUGGGAACCGCCAGCAGCACAGAUGGAUGACAGACAGGAAGACAAGUUUGUGAGACCUCUCCUGGAGACUGUCUCCUCCUUCAGGCCCAAUGACUUUGAGUCAAAGCUCCUUCCUCCAGAAAACAAGCCCCUGGAAACAGCAAUGUUAAAACGUGCAAAAGAACUGUUCACUAACAACGACCCCAAGGUCAUCGCCCAGCACUUGCUGAGCAUGGACUGCAAGGUUGCUAGGAUACUUGAAGUCUCCGAAGAGAUGAGGAGGAACAUGGGCGUGAGCUCAGGGCUGGAGCUCAUUACCUUGCCUCAUGGACACCAGCUGCGCCUGGACAUAAUUGAAAGACACAACACAAUGGCCAUCGGCAUUGCAGUGGACAUUUUGGGCUGCACAGGUACUUUGGAGGACCGUGCAGCCACCCUCAACAGGAUCAUCCAGGUGGCAGUGGAACUGAAAGAUGCCAUGGGAGACCUCUAUUCUUUCUCAGCCAUCAUGAAAGCCCUGGAAAUGCCUCAGAUCACAAGGUUAGAAAAAACAUGGACUGCCCUGCGGCACCAGUACACCCAAACCGCCAUCCUCUAUGAGAAACAGCUGAAGCCCUUCAGCAAAAUCCUGCACGAGGGCAGAGAAUCCAUGUGUGUCCCCCCAAACAAUGUGUCAGUCCCACUGCUGAUGCCCCUUGUGACUUUAAUGGAGCGCCAGGCUGUCACUUUUGAAGGAACUGACAUGUGGGAGAAAAAUGAUCAAAGCUGUGAAAUUAUGCUGAACCACUUGGCGACAGCCCGAUUCAUGGCCAAGACUGCGGACAGCUACCGGAUGAAUGCAGAGAGGAUCCUCGCAGAUUUUCAACCAGAUGAAGAAAUGACUGAAAUCUUGAAGACUGAAUUUCAAAUGCGAUUGCUGUGGGGGAGUAAAGGUGCAGAAGUCAAUCAGACAGAGAGAUAUGAGAAAUUCAACCAGAUUUUAAUAGCCCUCUCACGUAAAUUGGAACCACCUCCUGUAAAGCAGGCAGAGCUCUGAAAACUUUCCAGGGAGCCGUAGGGUAUUAUUUCAAGCUUCUCAUCGGAUGAUGAUGUGUAAAUCUCAAACCCAAGUCUUUACUAUUCACAGGACAUUAAAUGUAUAAAUUGCACAGAGCACACUUAUUUAUGAAUUGUUUAAAAUUACUACUGAUUUUUAAAUAAUUUAUUAUUAAGGUAACUAUUGCUAACAUUGAUCAACAAAUUUAAGAGAAGACUUAGCUAUGUUGGCUGGUUGAUCUCUAUUAUCACAGCAUUUGACCAUUUUAGUUUGAAUUCCAUGUCAUAUAAGUGUAAAUAGAAGAGUUUAAAAGCCUGAAACAUUUCAGAGGUAUCAGUUGUAUGAUAUUCAAGUAAAUGUGAAAAAUGUAAAUAGUCAUGAAUGAAAAUAUAUGUUUUUGGUGAAACUGUUGUAUCUCAUCCCUUCAAUAUUAAACAACUCAUCAUAGUAUGAUAAUUCUACCUCCUGACCUCGGAAUGCACUUUUGUCUCCUAGCCACUUUAUCCCAAUAGUAAACCAAAAUUAAUAAAAGUGGCAUGAAAAUUUUAAGAUUUCUAUUUUAGGGGACAGAGGAGAAGUGAUACAAGGAAGACAUUGGUUCACACUUGACCUCUGGUGCUUGCUAGUGAACUUUGGCCUACCUCAGUGAGUCCCAUGUACAGCACAGCAACUCUAAGAACUGGGCAUCUGUGGAUGGUUUCUAUUAUAUUUCACAACAUCUCUCCAAUGAGGUCACAUCUCCCCCAUGGUCCACUUAUUCACAUGCCACUCUCUGGAAACGUCUCAAAGACAUACUCAGUAUGUCUAGGUAUUCCUUAAUGCAGUAAAGCUCACACCUAAAGAGAUGAAUCAAGAACCUACACGUGAAAGGCAAAACCAUAACACUUUUAGAAUAUAGUUUUUUUUACUUUGAAUCAACUAAGAAUUUUUUAAAGUAGAAAAAUCAUUUGAACUAUUAUUUCCUCUAGCUGAUAAGAACAAGUUUCCUAGGUUUGACUUCCCAAAGGGGAUAUUUUCUUGUUAAUUAGUACCCUCUCAUUUUUUUUUUUCCAUUGCAAAAAAUUCAGAACACAUGAUUUAAAAAUAUUCUGUCAUUCUGCCACUGUCAAACAUUGUUUUCUUCCUGGUAAAUAAUACUGGGGCUAUACCAACUUUUGUCUGUCUUUUCUCAAACAGGGUGUGACAAUUUCUUUACAAUAUUAAAUAGCCUUUGAAAACAUGA